Messenger RNA from Solanum verrucosum, 1225 nucleotides. RefSeq lists its product as uncharacterized. Lineage: Eukaryota; Viridiplantae; Streptophyta; Magnoliopsida; Solanales; Solanaceae. The transcript has 5 exons. Gene Ontology annotation, molecular function: 5'-flap endonuclease activity; DNA binding. The record is from RefSeq and is a predicted model, not a curated record. Bases 42 to 1178 code for a protein of 378 amino acids. Gene Ontology annotation, biological process: DNA replication, Okazaki fragment processing.
UAGGUAGAAGAACUCCAUUAGAGGUUUAGCAAUUAGCAACCAUGGAGAUUCAGCAAUUUCCACCAUUUACUAUCACACCUCGCCAUUUCCACCCAAUUCCAAACUCUACCCACCACCCAGUUCUUGUUUCCCCAUUGAAACAGCAAAGAAAUUUGCUAAAACUAAGCCCUCUUUUUUGUUCUUCUUCUCAUAGCCAUCCUGUUAUGCAAGACCCAAUUUUGCAACAAGGGAAUGAACCUUUUGGGAAAAGUAGAGAUACCCAUUACAAGAAUUCAAGAAAAAAGAGGGUUUUUUUCUUGGAUGUUAAUCCUAUUUGUUACAAAGGAAGCAUUCCUUCUUUGCAAUCUUUUGCUCAUUGGAUUUCCCUUUUCUUCUCUCAAGUUAGCCUCACUGAUCCUGUUAUUGCUGUUAUUGAUGGAGAAAGAGGUAAUGAGUAUCGACGACAGUUGUUACCUUCCUAUAAAGCAAGUAGGAGGAAAUACUGGCAUCAGUUGCAAGGUGCAGUAAAAUCUCCAAGGAGUACGAUUGAAAGGUCACAUAGGCUCAUCUUGGAUGUCCUUCAGAACUGCAAUGUUCCUGUAGUUAAGAUUGAAUCACAUGAAGCAGAUGAUGUUAUAGCCACACUUGUAGAACAGGUUAUACAAAGGGGGCACCGAGUUGUCGUUGCCUCUCCUGACAAAGACUUCAAACAGCUGAUAUCUGAUGAUGUUCAAAUUGUCAUGCCAGUACCAGAGUUCAAUAGAUGGUCCUUUUACACCCUAAAACACUAUGUGGCACAGUACAAUUGUGAUCCAAGGUCUGAUUUGAGCCUGAGGUGCAUACUGGGUGAUGAGGUUGAUGGUGUUCCUGGAAUCCAGCAUGUUGUUCCUGGUUUUGGUCGAAAGACUGCUUUGAAGCUUUUGAAAAAGCACGGCACACUGGAGAAUUUACUUAAUGCUGCUUCAGUAAGAUCAGUAGGGAGGCAGUAUGCACAAGAUGCCCUUAUCAAGUAUGCUGAUUAUCUGCGCAGAAAUUAUGAAGUUCUCUCUCUGAAGAGGGAUGUCAGUAUCCAUAUUGAGGAGCAAUGGCUUAAUGAGAGGGAUGCGCGUAAUGACUCACUUGUUUUAUCCAACUUCCUCACUUCGCUGAAAGACAGUAGGAAUCUUAAUUCGCAAAAUAGAUCUCAUUCCAUUGGUUGAAAUUGCCUGAAGAAAGCAUUUUGUGAGUUUCUUCUUUACUUCCUUAU